AUGUCGAACGAAACCAAACAAACCAUCAACUGGGCGCCGUACGAGGAAGAUGUUAUUUCUUUCUACGUCACGCAAAAUCACACGAGGCAGGAGACGGUCACUUAUCUGCAAGAGAAAUACGGGCUAGACGUGAGCGAAAAGCAAUUCAAGAAGAAGUUCAGUGGUCACAAGAAUGUUAGCUUUGAAGAGUGGCAAGAAAUUAUCCCUCGGGUUCAGAAGAGGGCACUGGAAGGCAAAGACAGCCAAGUGUUCGUUCGCGGGAGGCCUCUAGAACCAAAACGACUGAAGCUGGGGAUCAAUCGCUAUUCAUCUAAAAUCGACGCAAGGAGUCCCCUAACUGUUGAACAGAGCUUCCAGGGCAGGAUCAACAUCGCUACGCCUCCAUCAGCUCCAUUGUCACCACCACCCGUCAGCUCGGAGCCUGCAAUAGACCAAGAGAUCGAGGAAAUAUUAAGAUCAGAGAUGCCAAUCGGACGAUGUCAAUCUCCCAUUUCUGGGUUGUAUCCAUUGCAGAAUGGAACGAGUCCCAAUUUCCAAUAUGGUACGUUGAACGGAAUUGAGGACUUCCCUGAGAAUUUUGAUGAAUUUCUGGAUCUUCAGCCUGAUAUGCCUCAAAUCCAUUGGUCCUCACCUGGCGCCGAUGAGCCGUCGAAUCUCGACCAAGAUAUAACCUUUGGAGCACCCGAACCGCUAUUCAUUAAUACUGUGGUUUGGCCUAUGCACGCUCAGAGUAACCCCUCUCCCUUUGACAAGUUUCCAACCAAUCUGUUGCAUGCAUUGCCUUGUUUCCAACUCAAAGAUUUCCUCUCAAGAAACAUCAUUAGCCCCCGAAUGUCGAAUGUACGAGGGUUCAUGCCUUGGCUCGGAGCUCCCACAGCUUUCGGAUCAUCACGUGAAUCUAUGAGAAUAAGCGUAUCGUCAAUUGAAUGUCAGGACGUACUCAUGAAUCUCUUGAAAAGCGGCUCUGGAAAUCAAAUUGGUGAGCUCGUACCCGCCUUUACAGUAGAACUGCAGAAAUUUCUACCGCAACGGCACAUGGGGGAGCUCAGUACCCAGGUCCAGAAGCUGUUCGAUCCAUCCCACAAUCAACCACUACAACCACUGUUGGAAAUUGUUGCCUACUUCUCUUCGAACAACUUGCUAUCGCGCCCUCAAAUGGAAACAUUUGUGAGAUGGGUGACCAAGCAAAAAUAUGUCGAUCCUCUCAAGCUGUUCCUUCAAAUCGACAAGCCCUCGGUCCGUGCAUUCAGAUCGAGGCUUCUAGAAGCCGCAAUCCAGGCUCAAGACCUCAGCUUCCUGAAACAAAUGCAUGUGGCUGGUGCGAAAUUCGACGAGUAUGCACAACAACUUAUGGCAAUUUGUGACUGUGACUUUUUGUUGUUUGUCCUAGCUCAUCUGGAUCCCGGAUUACUGAAGGGGCAAUCUUGGGGCCAGUUGCUCUAUACACAUCUCUCUGGGACACCAUAUAUUUCGGUUGUUCAAAAGCUGGUUCAGGCUGGAGCAGAAGUCAAUAUUCCUCUAUCACGGGAGUUUCCAACAUCGUCCCUUUGGGAAGCAAUCGACAAGAAAAGCCUGGAUAUUGUCAAAUGCCUCGUUGACGGAGGGGCGGACGUGAAUAAGGUUUCUUCCACAAAGCUUUCCCCCCAAGGCCGAAUUUCGCCUCUAGGCUUUGCACUAUACAAGAACCACCAGCCCAUCGUCGAAUAUCUCUUGGAUAAGGGAGCUGACAGCGCCGUUGAUGUGUUUUCGGUGCCACUUCUUGAAUACGCCCACGAAAAAGUCCCGGAAAUUUAUUCGAUAUUACUAAAGCGAGUUCCCAACGUGCCUGAUAUUAUGCCUUCGCAGAUCGUUUCCGCAGCGAGCUCUUCUCCGAAAGUCUGGUCAAACUUUCUCUCCCAGCAUCCGAAACUGUCAAAGCAAACACUGGAGAAAGCCUUAGUCGAGUCUUUAAAACUGCGAAUGACGAAGGCAGUGGUCAAUCUAUUGGAGCAUGGAGUUGAUCCAAACGGUUCUCAUCUUGGCGAAGGGUCAACAACCCCAUCAAGAGUUGUUAUGUAUAUGGAUACUGGCCAAACCAUGUAUCACUACCUGGAUCUCUUGAUUCACGCGAAGGUAGAUGUCAAUAAGGACGUGGACCACUACGAUCUCACUGAAAUUUUUGAUGAACGUAUUUUCGAUAAAUUUAUCGAAGGUGGGUUCGAUCUAGGUAGAUACGGCAACGAAGUCCUUGAACUCACUGCCGUCGAUUAUCCGGAGGCAGUACCAUUUUUACUCGAUAGAGGGGUAUUCAUUGAUGGUUAUGGGACCCGUUUUACGGCUCUCCAGGUAGCCGCAAAGGAAGGUGACAUCCAGUUGGUGAGACUUCUGAUAGAUCGAGGUGCUGACAUCAACGCGCCCCCAUUUGCUGUGAAAGGCCGUACAUCUGUGCAGGCAGCUGCCCUAUCCCACAGUAUGGAGAAAAUACGGUUGCUUUGCGAUCAUGGUGCAGACAUCAACGGGCCUAUUGCUCUUAUCGACGGAAUAACUACCCUUGAAGCGACAUUGCGACCUUGGGAACCGACUAAUGGGAAGGCCAAACCCAAUCAUUACUGGAAUACCACAUCAUCCGCUGGGGGCCAAAGAACGCCUCUUCAACUAGCCGCCGGAAAAGGCCAGCUUCAAUCUGUACAACUCCUGUUGGACUCAGGAGCUGGCCCAAACGAUCCACCGGCGUACAUGCAUGGUAGAACUGCUCUACAAGCGGCUGCUUCAUGUGAGAUGCCAAACAUGGAGUUGGUAAAACUCCUUCUCGACCAUGGAGCGGUGAUAAAUGCCGCCCCAGCAGCUAGCGGAGGAAUUACAGCCCUACAGGGCGCUGCAAUCAGAGGUCAUAUCAAUAUUGCACAGAUGCUCAUCGAAAAUGGCGCUGAGGUGAAUGCUCUUCCUGCACUCAAAGAUGGGAGGACUGCAAUUGAGGGCGCGGCAGAGCAUGGACGGUUGGACAUGGUGCAGAUGCUGCUCAACGCUGGUGCUACGGGAGAUGUCGUUGGCAACAAAAGAUUCACGCUAGCGAUCGGAUUGGCGAGGAAGAAUCACCAAUUUCAGAUAGUUGAGUUACUAGAAUCUCAAUAG
Molecule: messenger RNA, 3111 nt
Organism: Hyaloscypha bicolor E
Lineage: Eukaryota; Fungi; Ascomycota; Leotiomycetes; Helotiales; Hyaloscyphaceae
Product: ankyrin
Exons: 6
Coding region: 1-3111 (1036 amino acids)
Cellular component (GO): cytoplasm; nucleus
Molecular function (GO): protein binding
Source: RefSeq, a predicted model, not a curated record